This is a messenger RNA of Durusdinium trenchii, 939 nucleotides long. NCBI's taxonomy places the organism in Eukaryota, Dinophyceae, Suessiales, Symbiodiniaceae. The record is from the annotation of a GenBank genome assembly.
AUGGCGGUGAUGCUUUCACGAGUCGCGGCUGCAAUGCGUUUGAGUUGUCCAGCCUCAGCACCUAGCCGUGCUGCGAGUUCCGCUCGCAAGCCAAGCGAAGAAGCCCCAAAGAUCAAUCGAGAGCUCUUGGAGCUGCUUCGCAAGCCACCCACACCGCCACCACUUCCAGAUUUCCUCAGGAAUGACAAAGAAUUGCGAGUUCGUGUCGAGUACGUCAAGGGGGAGUCUUUGCACUUGGAAGUAUCGGUUGGCGGUGAUCCAGCAGCCUCAUUAGAUUGUGCUUCACUCACACUUGCCAACGAGUUCAGAGCUUGGACCACCUCUCCUGCAACUGUGGAUUUCAUUAGCUUCUGGAAGCUGUGUGGUUUGAAAGCAUGUUUGAAUCUCUCAAAGGUCGGUGCAGUGAGUGCCAGCAUGGUGAAAGCAGAGGUUUUGCACGGAAUCGCAUUCCAGGGGAUUGUUGCUGCAGUCGGUGGCGUCUAUGUGGCAGGCACCGUUGCAACCGGUGGUGGUCUUGCUGCCAUUGGCUCGACAACAGGACUGGCUGGAGAGCUAGCUGCAGGUUUGGGGCUCGAAGUGGUUGCACUGGAGGCAGCUUGUCAAGCAGCUGCUUUGGAGCUGCUUGCUGCAGAAAGUGCCAUGGCUGCAGCCACUACAAUCGUGGCAGAAGUGGCAGCAGCGGAAGUCGCAAUCGCAGCCGUGGAGCCUGGGCUUGCCUGCCUCACUGUUGGAUUGUCGUACCUACUGAUGCCUGUCCGCUGCGCUCUGCUUGGCCGCAAACUGCUACAACUCAAAGAGGCAUACGAGGCCAACAAGAAGGAACGGGAAGUUCAGAAAAAAUGCAAGCAAGACAUGCAAAUGUAUCUCGAGGCCUGGAAGAAGUACUUGGCAGACUUUGAGAAGUAUGUCAAAGCACUGUACAUACAAGACUGCGCUUGA